Dracunculus medinensis (Guinea worm) is the source of this 213-nucleotide messenger RNA. Lineage: Eukaryota; Metazoa; Nematoda; Chromadorea; Rhabditida; Dracunculidae. The record is from the annotation of a GenBank genome assembly.
AUGAAUGUCAGUGACAUCUCUGGAACAGCAGAUGAAUACUGCUUCCAGCUAACAUGCUUACAAAAGUCAGUCACUUCCACACUAGGAUAUACUAAUAGGAAAUGCGCUAUUUGGGUGCCGGAAGAAACUUUCCAACUGUCUGAAAAAGCUACCGAAGCUAGAAUGUCAGGAGAUCAGAUCCUGAUUAUCUGGUGCUUCGAAGAAUUACAAUGA